Molecule: messenger RNA, 2933 nt
Organism: Asterias rubens (European starfish)
Lineage: Eukaryota; Metazoa; Echinodermata; Asteroidea; Forcipulatida; Asteriidae
Product: probable ATP-dependent RNA helicase DDX59
Exons: 15
Coding region: 152-2584 (810 amino acids)
Molecular function (GO): nucleic acid binding; ATP binding
Source: RefSeq, a predicted model, not a curated record
GUUAGAUUUGUCUGCGAAACUGCUGUGCGAUAUAAUAGAAAAAAUGUCAACAAUAACUUCUGGGGGACCCUGCUUGAAUGAUAGAUGGUUGCAGUGUUUUUAUUUACAUGUAGAGAUUGUGCAGUACUACACAUAGUUCCGCCACAUCAAUAUGUUCGUUCCAAGGGCAGUCAAACGCAAGCCAGCAAAAUCACCUGCAGCCUCAACAGCUUCUGCCAAAAAGAAAACUGAUGUUUGUCCUGUCAAUACUGUGAUAAAUACACAGAAUACCUCAGAAUCUAAGCACAUCGACCAUUGCAAAACUUCUCAUCAAACCCUCAACCCUUUCAAAUUAACAAACAGCAUAGAGGCUGGACAUUGCAUCUCAGCCUUAGGAGAAGAAAUAUUACCAGAAAAUGAAGUUCGGAAAACCACUUUGUGCCAAGGAGAAUCAUCAGUCACAAAGUUGGAAGACUCAUCAACAAAUUUUGAGGCAAAACCUACCCCAGCAAGAGAAGAACAUUUACACAUCAAAUGCCCAGACCUACAUGUAGGAUUCUCGAUUAAAUCAGAUACUGUACCUUUACAACUUAAGUGCAAAGAUGAGGCUGAAGUUUUAGGAACUAAGAAUGACUCUACCAUUUCACAUAAAGGGGAUUCAGAAUUCGGUGUCAGCAGUGGGAUACAUGGUGGUUCUGACCUUCCACUUCCAGGGAUUCCAAUCGAUAUUGCUGCAAUAAGGAAGUCUAUCGCAAACAUAAAAAGAGAUGGGAGACUGGCAUCUUCAGAGACACCUUUAAGAAAAGAAGAAGCUGUGGUUAAGACGGAGAAUGCUGAUGAGAAGAAUGGGCAGAUAGAUGAGGAACAUGAGAGUGAUGAGGAGGAAGUUGUGUCAUACAGUAAAAAACAAAGAUGGCCUGUUGAUGAUGAACCUGUGUGUGUCAUAUGCAGCAGAUAUGGAGCUUACAUUUGUGAUCAGACUGAGUUUGAUAUUUGCAGCCGUGAAUGCAAAGCCAGGAAUUUGGCGAGACUUGGAAAGACUUCAGCAACGACUCGGUUAUCAACUCCAGCUCCUGAACAGGUCAAUACAACCAAGGUUAUCAUUGAAGAACCUGAACCCGUUGGUUACAUGUAUCAGGAACAUGAGGAGAUCUCAGACCUAAGCAAAGAACAAGUUCAAGAAAUCAGAGCACAGGUUGACAUCUUUGUUGAAGGAAUGGACAUUCCAAGACCAAUCAUUGAGUUCUCGCAUCUUGUUGCUCCAAAAAAAAUGGAGGCCAAUCUUGCAAAUGUUGGAUACAACAUGCCUACUCCAGUCCAGAUGCAGGUCAUUCCAGCAGCGUUGAGAUGGCGUGACAUGAUGGUGUGUGCUCAGACAAGCUCCGGAAAAACUGCUGCUUUCCUUGUUCCCACCAUUCUACAAAUCUACAACACUGUGUGUUUUAGAGACAGUAAAGAAGAGGGGAGCAAACCCCUGGGAUUGAUCCUGUCGCCUUCCAGAGAGCUAGCCAUGCAAAUUGAGGAGCAAGCAAAACAAUUGAUGCAAGGUUUACCUAACAUGAGGACAGCUCUUAUGGUAGGUGGACUACCAAUGCCGACACAGCUACAUCGACUCAAACAAGAUGUCCAGUUUAUUAUUGCUACUCCUGGUAGAAUCCUUGAUGUUAUUCAGAAGGAAGGUGUAUCAUUAGCAGCAAUUAAGACAGUGAUUAUUGAUGAGGUUGACACCAUGCUACAUAAAGGCUUCAAACAACAGGUGUUGGAUGUGAUGAGUCAUCUUCCAAACUCUCAUCAGACGAUGCUGUUCUCUGCAACAAUACCUCAAUCCAUGGAGAAUGUAGCUGCAUCAUUGCUACAUAAUCCACUCUACAUCUCAAUUGGCAAGCCCAACACUCCAUGUACUUCAGUAAAGCAGAUUGUGAUGUGGGUCGAGGAACCAGCUAAGAAGAAGAAUCUCUUUGCAGUACUGCAGGAUCCCAAGCAUUAUAGGCCUCCCUUGGUGGUGUUUGUUGACUCUAAAAUAGGAGCAGGACUUCUUUCACUAGCGAUCAACAAGACAUGUGACAUCCGUGCAGCCUCUCUGCAUGGUGACAGACCCCAGAGCGAAAGGACUGAGACACUACAGUGCUUCAGGGAUGGGGAAUACCCAGUUCUGGUGUGCACAGCUGUCCUGGGUCGGGGCAUUGACCUCCCAGGGGUCAAGAUGGUGGUGAACUUUGACAUGCCAAACACAGUAGAAGAGUACAUCCAUCAGAUUGGACGAACAGGCCGUUUAGGAAGUAAAGGAAAAGCCAUAACUUUCAUCAACAACGGAAGCAAAAAUCUGUUCCUUGAGUUUGUGAAUACAGUCAAACCCCUGGGUGUACCUCUCCCGCCCCAGCUGAUCAACUCGACCCACCUUCACUACCAGCAGCAGGGUCAUCGUACCUGGCAACAAGACGCAAGAUGGAAAAGGGAAAGGAAGAAUUGUGACAAUGAGGAUGCAGGGGAGGGACAGAGACAAGGAGGCAAUGAAAGCUACUUUGGUUACAAGAGGAGGAAACAAGAAGCAAGUGCCGUUGGUGAACUUCUGAAGAAGCGCAAGCACAAGAAGGGAAACAGGUGAUGAUCAAGAAUCCAAAGACUGGAAAGAGGAGCUCCUGUUACCUGAAUUCUACACCUCUCCAAGCUCUGAAAUCUUGGGGAUUGUCUGAAAAUUCAGAACAUUCCAACUGGAUUGGUCAAUUAUUCCAGGGGGUGUACAUGGACUGGUUCGUUGGACCACUGCCAAUCAUCACGGACCUGACUUCAGAACAUUCUGGCAGUCCACUGGAUUUUAGGCAUGUCUAUGGUAACAUUAAUUCACACCUAGACAUGCAUGCCUGUAUGCUGCUUUUUAGAAAAGGCAAGGGCACGAAGGCAAUUUCUACUGGAGCAUUUCGUGGGCACCGACCAGGCAGGGGGCAUGGAGGCAA